Lepidothrix coronata (blue-crowned manakin) is the source of this 4177-nucleotide messenger RNA. RefSeq names its product translocase of outer mitochondrial membrane 70 (gene TOMM70). NCBI's taxonomy places the organism in Eukaryota, Metazoa, Chordata, Aves, Passeriformes, Pipridae. The record is from RefSeq and is a predicted model, not a curated record. The coding region runs from base 10 to 1761 and encodes 583 amino acids. The transcript has 12 exons. Gene Ontology annotation, molecular function: protein binding.
CCGGGCGUCAUGGCCGCCUCGAAGCCCGUGGAGCCGGCGGGCGGCGGCGGCCCCGCGGGGCUGUCCCGCUGGCAGCUGGCGCUGGUGCUGGGCGCGCCCAUCCUGCUGGGCGCCGGAGCCAUCUACCUGUGGGGGCGGCGGGCGGCGCGGCGCGGGAAGGGCGCGAGCGAGAGGAAGACCCCCGAGGGGCGGGCGAGCCCCGGGCCCGGCGGCGAUGCAGGCUCCGGGCAGCCCGACGGGCCCGGGCACGAGGAGAUGAGCCCUCUUGGUAGAGCCCAAGCAGCCAAGAACAAAGGAAACAAGUACUUUAAAGCAGGAAAAUAUGAGUCAGCUAUUCAGUGUUAUACUGAGGCUAUCAGCCUGUGCCCUCCUGAGAAAAACCUCGAUCUUUCUACCUUCUAUCAAAAUAGAGCUGCUGCCUAUGAACAACUGCAAAAAUGGACAGAAGUGGCACAAGAUUGCACAAAGGCCGUUGAGCUUAAUCCUAAAUAUGUAAAAGCUCUCUUCAGGCGUGCAAAGGCUCAUGAGAAGCUAGACAAUAAGAAGGAAUGUUUAGAAGAUGUCACUGCAGUCUGCAUUUUAGAAGCCUUCCAAAACCAGCAAAGUAUGUUAUUAGCUGAUAAAGUUCUUAAACUCCUGGGAAAAGAAAAGGCCAAAGAGAAAUACAAGAAUCGUGAGCCUCUGAUGCCCUCACCACAGUUCAUUAAAUCCUACUUCAGUUCUUUCACAGAUGAUAUAAUCUCCCAACCUUUGCUUAAGGGUGAGAAAUCAGAUGAAGAUAAGGAUAAAGAGGGAGAAGCUUCCGAAGUAAAAGAGAACUCUGGCUAUUUGAGAGCAAAACAAUAUAUGGAAGAAGAGAACUAUGACAAAAUCAUCAGUGAAAGCACAAAAGAAAUUGAAGCAAAAGGAAAAUACAUGGCAGAAGCUUUGCUCCUGAGAGCUACUUUCUACUUACUUAUUGGCAAUGCAAGUGCUGCCAAACCAGACCUAGAUCAGGUCAUCAGCAUGGAAGAUGCAAAUGUGAAGCUCCGAGCUAAUGCCCUGAUCAAACGAGGCAGUAUGUACAUGCAGCAGCAGCAGCCUGUGCUGUCCACACAAGACUUUAACAUGGCUGCUGAUAUUGAUCCUCAGAAUGCAGAUGUUUACCACCAUCGAGGACAACUGAAAAUCCUGCUUGACCAAAUUGAGGAGGCUGUGGAAGACUUUGAUGAAUGUAUCCGGUUGCGACCCAAUUCUGCCUUGGCUCAAGCACAGAAAUGUUUUGCUCUGUAUCGCCAAGCUUAUACAGGAAGUAAUGCUUUGACUGUGCAAGCAGCCAUGAAAGGCUUUGAAGAUGUCAUUAAAAAAUUUCCAAAGUGUGCUGAAGGCUAUGCACUCUAUGCUCAGGCACUAACUGAUCAACAGCAGUUUGGCAAGGCUGAUGAAAUGUAUGAUAAAUGCAUUGACCUUGAGCCAGACAAUGCUACUACAUAUGUUCAUAAAGGUUUACUUCAGCUCCAGUGGAAGCAAGACUUAGACAAAGGGUUAGAACUCAUAAGCAAGGCCAUUGAGAUUGAUAACAAAUGUGAUUUUGCAUAUGAAACCAUGGGAACGAUUGAAGUGCAAAGAGGUAAUCUGGAUAAAGCCAUUGAAAUGUUCAACAAAGCUAUCAACCUGGCCAAAUCCGAAAUGGAGAUGGCCCACCUCUACUCCCUCUGUGAUGCUGCCUAUGCCCAGACAGAAGUUGCAAAGAAGUAUGGAUUGAAACCACCGACACUGUAAAGGAACAAGGAGGAAAUGGCGUUCCAAAGUGAAGUUGCCCACUUCAGCCAGCCCUAAAGACGCUGUUGCAGACCAUGCUGAAUGGUGGAACUUAGUUUUUUCCCGUUCGUGGUGUUGUCAUUUGCUACAUCUGUUAAAUGUUUAGGUGUUGUGGGAGUGGUUGUUCAAGGAAGUAUGCAGUGCUGCAUCUUGUUCCUUCUGCAGCAAAAACCUUAAGGUGUGUUAAGGGAAAUAAAGUUGCAGGGGAACAAAAGGAAGAUAUUUUGGCCAUGCAAAUAAAAACUUCACACUGGUUCAUUUUGGGUGAUUAUGUUGUGGGCGAUUUUUGCUUUUUCAAAUAAUAAUACAGCAUGUGGGGUUUUUUCCUGUUGAUUUUAAAGGUAAUACUAGUCAGUGCUGUAAAAUAGAUUUCUUUUUUAUAUCCUAUUAAUCCUUGAGGGUUGAUUUUAAUUUUACAAAAAGGCAAAAAUUAAUUUUCAAACUUUAAUAAUAGAGGGUUUUUUUAAGUCAGUAGAUGUGGAGAGAAUCCCUGUAAAUAUAUGCAAGCAUGCACAAUCUUCCCUUAAAUUCCCUUCCACCUUCUGCAUAACUUAGAAAUAGUCCUGUGGCAGCUAUUAGGGAAUUAAUUUGAUAGUCCUUAUCUUCACCUCAGAAAGCCCUAGAGAACUGAUUAGGAGAGCAAGUAAAAAAGGUUGACUGGGGAAGGAGGUCAGGUAACACUGCUUCAGCAUAGACUUCACAGGAAGAAAGGCUGUGUUCCUGUGCAGCAGUCCUUACUUGAAUCUCAUGGGAAGUUGUUCUGGAGGGUUCAGAGGGACUUCCAAGAACAGAAAGUACUGCUGGGAGUCAAGCUCCCAAAGGUAAGGUCAUGCUUGCAUAUAAUCUUUGUAAUCUCUGAUGCUUUUGCAUAAAUGUAACAGACCAUCUAAAUUCUCUUCAGUCUCUAGAGCCUGCUGUGUUACUGCUCCUUUUAAGAGCCCCUUUGCAGAAUUAAGUGAGAUAAGGAACAAAGCGUAGGCUAAAACUUCAAAUAAUGGAUUUGGAGUCUGCACUGCUUUCCUUGUUCCAUAGACUUUGUCUUGUCCGAGAUUACAAAUACUGUAGAAAGGAAGCAACUGUGCUGCAAACAGGAGAGGGGCAAAUUGUGGAAUAGUCUUCCUUUAGUUAGGAACUUCACCCUUGCUUUAGGUUGAUCUUUCUGGUGAGGAAGUCAGUCAGUCCAUCUUGCCUCUCCCUGGGUUGAUGUGGCUGGAUAAACCUCAUGCAAAUGAUGUAGCUUAACUUAUGACACACUAGUUUGGGCUUCUUUCCAUCCUGAAAUCAUAGAUUUGUUUGUGGUGAAUUGUCUAAUGUAUUUAAUCUUUUAAAGAAAUUAAUGAUGCUGUAGUCAAACUGUCUUGUUCUGUAGUUGUGCCACCAUACAGCAGCAGCUUGCAUUUUCAACUUGACCUUCCUUUCUCCCAGCAACUACAGUUGAGAAUUCAAAUGGUGGAGAGUAGACAUAAAGAUUUAAUCAUUCUAUUUUAGCUAGCUCAGUAGGUGAUCUGAAAUCAUAGCACUGGUGUAGAAUUGAAGGUAUGGGAAGGUACUGGCAGCUUCUAAGGGCACUGCACAUAACAAGUGUCAAAUGUCUUCUCGAACUUCCAAUCUCUGCAUCAAUUACCUGAGAACAAAAAUAUGCCAGACUGAGGAGUCCUGUUCUCCUGAGGAGUUUUUAUUCGCAUGGCCUUAUUUACAUUGGCAUUUUCUCCUCAUCACCCCACCUGUACCCCAUUCCUUACCCCACCCAAUCAAUUAAGGGAAAAAAGCAUGUGCUGUCAAUUACUAGCAUUCCAAAUCAUCACAGACUUUUGCCUGUUCUUGAACUAGUUUGAAACUGCACUGAAAGGAUGCAUUGUCUGUAAUUUUUUUGUAAAUGACAUAUCACCUGUAAACUGAAAAAAUAAAUACUACCUUCAAGUAUCUCUCUCUGACAUGUAUAAGAACAGGUUUUGAUGGAAGUGUUCUCUGCUGCGGUGAGCUCUGUGCUUAUUUGAUGUUGCUCCAAAUCUAGGACGAACUAGUACUGACUGACUCCUUAUCAUCUGCUCUCACUUCAACCUUUAAGAAUGAGGAGGAGAUGUGGAAUCAACAAAUCUGAUCUUCGCUUGCUUCCGUCACCCACAGAGGUAUGAUCUUGAGAGCUGAAGAUUACAGGGGAAAGGAAGUCGAGCCAGGAAAGCUGGGAGUCUGAGUAGCUGACAUCCUGUUAAUGUGUGUAUGCAGGUGGAUCCCUUUAGUGAAAGGGACUUUCUUUAAAUGGCUGAUAGAGCAGAGGUUUUACUUUAAGCCAGGUGUGCACGUGAACUUUGAGAAUCGAGAGCUGAAGUGAAACAAGUAUUAUUGCUAUUUAAAAAAAAUAAAACUGUUGAAAUUA